Molecule: messenger RNA, 3177 nt
Organism: Suillus discolor
Lineage: Eukaryota; Fungi; Basidiomycota; Agaricomycetes; Boletales; Suillaceae
Exons: 6
Coding region: 1-3177 (1058 amino acids)
Source: RefSeq, a predicted model, not a curated record
AUGCCCGCGUCUCGUGCAACGCUCAAACGAUGCAUGUGUGAGGAGUGCAUUGGUAGCGGUGGAUAUGACGAGAAAGGCGCACCAAAAGGAGUGCUUAUGGCAGAACGUUCAAUCGCGUCUCAUGUCUGGCGUGUAAAAACGGAACGUGCCGAGCAGGCUGCAGGCAACACUGGGGCCAGGAAUGUUGACCUGCAUUCUGUCAUCUCCGAUCCUUCCGCGUGCGCCAUCACUGGGGUUGCCACUCCUGUUUCUGCUAUUACCAGCUACCUUAGUCGGUUGACCCUUUCUACGGGCACUCCACAGUCAUCAUCAUUCACUUCUUCUAUGGCCGAUGGUCUCUAUCGUCCAGUACCGUGCAACACUCAUGCAGUACCUGCCUCUGACCAUGACGUCAACCACUUGACAUUGUCGGAUUCCCUGCCACCUCCUUUGACAAUUCACAGAGCUGCUGGUGAUAAAUCAACCAAAAAGCACAACCAGCGCACCGUGAAGGCAUUAGAAAUUUUUGACAACAUCGAAUCCCGGAUUCAGCGGUGCUUUCGCUUGUUGCUGCAUCCUGGUAGCAUCAAUGACAUUGGUCAUGAGCUACUUCUACUUUGCAAAGCUCUGGAGACCGUCAGUAAACAGGCAGAUGUCGUGGUCGCACAAAAGAAGGCCAUCGUAUUAUGCAUGGAUGAACUGUCGACCCAAUUCAAGAGCCGCAAGCCGUCCGAUGACUCGCUGAAAGUAGCUGUCGAGAUCAAUACCGACACCUCUCAGCAAGCUUCAGUAAAUCAGUCAGACGAAAUUACCCAAGUCGUCCUAUUCUUUUGUGUCACAUGUAGAGUUGUCAUGGGGGUCAGCAGGAGUAGCUGCGAUUUAAUCAUGAAGAUAAUUUCCAUCAUACUGUUUCUCGCAUUCCGGAGGUCGGACAGCAGUCUCAGCUCCUCCCACGAAAAUAUUCUCAAGCAGAUUCCCAUGACCUCGGGAAGUGCAGAAGCAAAAUUUCAUCUCACAGGCAAAAUCGUCCCGUAUGCUGUCUGCAGUUGUCAUUGCACCUACGCCCCAAUCUAUGCACCAGGCUCGAUGACUGCAAUAUAUCCUGAACGGUGCACGCACUGUCCUACGCCUGGGACCGAAUGUGGCGAGACUUUGCUUAUUGUUGGCGCUGAUGGAGAACCCCGUCCAAGAAGGACUUUCAUGUACCAUGAUUUCAAAGAUUAUCUAGCUAGUCUCCUUUCUCGUAGAGAUAUCGAGGCCGUGAUGGAUCAGGCGUGCGAUGACCUUAUGGAUUCCAUUGGCUCCCCUCAUUCCCCCUUUGUCAAAAAUCCAUUUGAUGCUCACUUUCUCCGUCAAUUCCGUGGCCCAGAGCCAGGCUCACUGUUCGUCAAUAGAGGAGAAGAAGGACGCUAUGCCUUUGCCCUUCACGUGGACUUUUUCAAUCCGGAAGGUCUGAACUUGCGCGGUGCUAGCACGUCAUACGCAUGGGAACGUGGUUUCAAGUUCUCCAACACCGCCUGUUAUCCUGAUGGACGGCUUACUCAUAGUGCAGUUGCCCUCGUUGUCUGUGAUCUUCCUGCCACUCGUCAUAUCGCUUCUCUGGCUGGAGUCGGCAGUCAUUUCUACUGCAGCGCAUGCAAUUGCUAUCACAAGUCUACAUAUGGAAGAGUGGAUUUCGAAACUUGGGAGCCUCGCGACAGAGAUAAACUGCGAGAAUAUGCUGAGCAGUGGAGAGACGCUUCCACGUCCUCUGAGCGUGCCAGACUGUUUAAGGCUCAUGGUGUGCGCUAUUCCGAGCUUUGGUGUCUACCAUACUGGGACCCCUCCCGGCAACUUGUUGUCGAUCCAAUGCACUGCAUAUUGGAAGGAUUGGUCCAGCACCACACUCGUAGUCUGCUCGGUUUGACUUCAGAGUCAACCACAUCGACUUCGGCCCCUCCGGCAUUUACGUAUGACUUUGGCAAAGUACCUCCCGGGACAAUGUCAUCCAAGGAAAUGACGCAGAUAUCUGCGAUUCAUGCUCUCCUUAUUUCCCAUAUGAAUCUUUCCGAUGACGAGGAAUGUUUCAACAAGCUUAAAAGCUCUCUGCUUCGCAAGAAUAUGGGGCCAUUAAAGUCUAAAUCUGGUAGAACGCUGAAGAUUGACUAUGUCAAAGCUCUUCUCGAGUGGCGUCGCACAAAACCUCUAGCCGCCCCUCAAGAAGAACGUCCAUUUGUGGCAGCAGAAGUCCUUAGACGUAUCCAUGACGUUAUCCGGGAUACAUCUGUCCCCACUUGGCUUGGUUCAGUCCCCAGUAAUUUUGGAGAAGCGUCUGCUGGGACAAUUAAAGCUGAUGAGUGGCGUUCACUUGUCAUGGUCUACCUUCCCAUUGCCCUUCUGAGCUUGUGGGGAGCUGGUACCUCACAUUCUUCUGAUGAACUCGCUGUUCGCCUCAGAGCUAUCCUUGAUCAUACUAUGGAACUAGUCUGUGCGGUGUAUCUUGCAUGUGCGCGAACAAUGACGGCAAGAAGGGCACACGCCUACCACUCUCAUAUUGCUGGUUAUGUUGGAAAGUUGAAGAAGAUCCAUCCCACCUUCUCUCUGCGCCCGAAUCACCAUGCGUCUUUCCAUGCUGCAAGGCUUCGUGGUUGGCUCGCUCGACCAGAUUGUCCGCCUGCUAUCCAAGAGUGUAGGGUAUUAUUUGAUAGAGCGUAUGCCCCCAAGAGCGCUACACAUUUCAGCCAAGAGCUUGCUGAAGAUCCCAUCAACGAUGUUAUCCAGGCGCCUGAUCAGGCAACAACUAGUCCGGUGCCUGAGGACUUGUAUACCCUCAUCAGACGACGAACAGCAGUAUUACGCGCCACACUCAAGUUCGACGGUAUUAUCUACAGCAGGGCGUCUACACACUUGGGGAACAGCCAGAUUCUCUUCUAUCCCCGUGGAGAUAGGUCGUCGACCCCUGUCCCCGCCAGCAUCAAAUACAUCUAUGGUACGCUGACAGACGAAAUGUUAUUUGCUGUAAGGCGACAUCUCCCACUGGAUCAUCACGAUCGUACGGUCGAUCCCUUCUCGAUGUAUCCUGAUUUUCCAGCAAAAUUGUACUCAGCGGACCUCGAAAGUCGCCUCGAAAAUGCCAAGGUGUCUUGGGUAGUUGGGCAUUUUGCGCGAUGGACGGUUUCCGGCCGUCACGCAGUGAUUCUAUCCCUAUCUCGUGAUUGA